Messenger RNA from Aspergillus versicolor CBS 583.65, 1077 nucleotides. Its product is annotated as DsbA family oxidoreductase. Gene Ontology annotation, molecular function: oxidoreductase activity. Bases 171 to 863 code for a protein of 230 amino acids. The transcript has 3 exons. The record is from RefSeq and is a predicted model, not a curated record. NCBI's taxonomy places the organism in Eukaryota, Fungi, Ascomycota, Eurotiomycetes, Eurotiales, Aspergillaceae.
UUACUAGAACCAUCAAUAUAACACAACAAAAUCACGGAUAUGCGUUCUACACUUCCACAUUCCAGAAUCCAACUAUAUGAAUCCCCGCCUCCAACUCCUCAUCACUAUCAUAUCAUUUUUCCUUACAUACCUCACAUAUCUUGUUACGUUAAAACCGAAGCCCCGGAAUAAUGACGAAUUUCAAAAUUCAAAUCACGUCCGAUAGUGUCUGCCCGUGGUGCUACGUCGGCUACAGGCGCCUAUCACGCGCAAUAGCAACACACAAAGCCACGAACCCCCUGGACACAUUCACUAUAACCUGGUCACCUUUUUACCUGAAUGCAGGCGCGCCAGCGUAUCCAGGCGUCGACAAGCAGGAGUUUUAUGCGUCCAAGUUUGGGGCGCGGGCGCCAGCUAUGUUUUCGCGGCUGAGCGCUAUUGGUGAGGCCGAGGGCAUCGCUUUUAAGUUUGGGGGGAGGCUUGGGAGGACGAGAGAUUCGCACCGACUUGCUUGGUUUGCGGGGGCAAAGGAGAAGGAAGGCCAGGGGAGUGGGAAUGGGGGUGGGGUGAUUGGGGGCUUGCAGACGAGGGUGGUGGAGAAGUUGUUCCGGGCCUACUUUGAGGAGGAGAAGAAUAUUACGGAGAGGGGGGUGUUGGUUGAUGCUGGGAUUGCGGCUGGGCUGGAGAAGGGCGAGGUGGAGGGACUGUUGGAUUCAGAUGCUGGAGGGAAGGAAGUUGAUCAGGAAGCUGAGGCGGCGAGGAGGCAGUUUGUGACUGGCGUGCCCUAUUUUAUGGUGCAGAGCCAGUAUGCCGUUGAAGGGGCCGAAGAGCCAGACACGUUUUUAGACAUUUUUCAGCGUAUAAAGGGCGCGGAAGCUUCGUGAAGAAAUCUCUACGGUUCAAUGGGCACCAGGGCAAAAUGAUAAGCUGAUUGCAUUUGUUUGACAAACAUGAUCGAAUUAGAAGCAGUGGUAAGACUAAUACACAACAUGAAAACCCGACACCGUAGAAAAACCCACGCAGAAGCCAAUCCAAGAUGAGAAGCGUUGCUGCAAACGCCGGUGGCAUGCGAACAUCUAGAAAUACACAGUGGAAGAA